Molecule: messenger RNA, 207 nt
Organism: Cylicostephanus goldi
Lineage: Eukaryota; Metazoa; Nematoda; Chromadorea; Rhabditida; Strongylidae
Source: the annotation of a GenBank genome assembly
AUGUCAGCAGAAGUUCAAGCACCUCCAAAUGCAGCUGAGGAGAGCAACGGUCAUGAUAAGCAUGCCGAUGACGGUGAAGGAGGAAUACAACAACCUGAUCAGAUGCAGAAGACACUACUCAACUUAGUGUUUCGAUCGAUGAAAAGAACGCAUGACAUGUUUAGCAGUGAUUACACGACAUUCCCGGAGUUAUCUGAAAAGGAGUAG